Molecule: messenger RNA, 381 nt
Organism: Ramularia collo-cygni
Lineage: Eukaryota; Fungi; Ascomycota; Dothideomycetes; Mycosphaerellales; Mycosphaerellaceae
Exons: 1
Coding region: 1-381 (126 amino acids)
Source: RefSeq, a predicted model, not a curated record
AUGUUCCUCGUCCGUCGUCGUCAACAAGGCAAAGGUCCCUUUCCCCAUAAAAAGGUAUACCCCGAAGUCGCAUGGCUCUACGAUCCCGCUCCAACUCCCGAGGGAUCAGUCCACAAACGAGAUUCAGGCCAGGAAGCCCUUCUGCAACCUCGUCACGAUGAAAUGGAGCAAGCCUUCCUCAAUCAUCCAGGGAGUCCGGAACGUGCACAAGCUACGAGCCCUUUCUUGGUGCCACCGAGGGCGUACGGUGGGGAGGAGAGUGCAUUGGGUCCGGCUGCGUGGCAGCAGGGUGGGGGCACGAUUCGGGCUGUGAGGCGGUCUUCGGCUUCGGCUAUGGUUGGGGAGAGACCUGCUAUUUUUGAGGGACCGCAUGCGCGAUAA